CCUUUUACAUAAAAGCUGGUAUGGUGUAUGGGUGCUCUGCAGUAGCUCAAAAAACUGAACCAACUGCCAUGGAAAUUGCUUCUUGUUCAAUUCUUAACACUUUGCGCCUUUCAAGCACCGCUAGCAAUAACUCCAACAACACUUUUUGCAACUGUUACACGCCCAGAAACCCUUAUUUGGCUCUCCCAUUUUCCUCCAUUUUCCCAAGAAACUCCACCACUUCUCCCGGAAAAUGUUUGCACUUCAAUCGGUUCAUUGCUUUCAGCUCACCUUCCAGCUCCGACAACCAGAACCCAUCUCAGGAACUUGCUGUUCUUCUUGAAGUUGAAGGGGUUCUUAUGGAUGCUUAUCGUGUGGGUAACCGCCAAGCCUUCAACGUAGCAUUUCAAAAGCUUGGGCUUGACUGUGCAAACUGGAAAGAACCUGUCUAUUUGGACCUUGUGAGGAAGUGUUCUGGUGAUGAGGAAAGGAUGCUAAUUCUUUAUUUUAACCGGAUUGGUUGGCCUACUUCAUUGCCAACAAAUGAGAAGGGACCAUUCAUAAAAAGUGUGCUGCGAGAAAAGAAAAAUGCAUUGGAUGAAUUUGUGAUGUCAAAAAGUUUACCUUUACGACCUGGAGUUGAAGAUUUUAUAGAUGAUGCUUAUCAGGAAGGAAUACCUGUAGUGAUACUAACAGCAUACAGUAAAAGCGGGGAUAAAAUUGCCGGAUCGAUUAUUGAAAAGCUUGGCCAUGAAAGAAUUUCAAAAAUAAAGAUCAUUGGGAAUCAGGAAGUCAAACAGAGUUCUUAUGGCCAACUUGCCUCUCAUAAAGGAUUAUCUUUGGGCUUGAAUGAGCAACUUGCCAAGGAAGCAAUAAAGGCAGCUUCAGCUGAGAAACAAAAAAUAGCAGAGGAGGUUGCUUCCAUGCUGAAGUUGAGCGUUGAGAUUGAUACUAGCUCAUCUGAAAGCUUAGGCAAGACUGUAGCUGCUUUACGUGCUGGGGCAGAAUAUGUGGGGGUACCUUUCCAAAGCUGUGUCCUUAUUGCAGGAAGCCAGUCUGGAGUCUCUGGAGCUGAACAAAUAGGCAUGCCAUGCAUUGUUCUACGGAGCAGUUUGACUACAAGAGCGGAGUUCCCUUCAGCCAAAGCCACAAUGGAUGGAUUUGGAGGUGCAGAUCUGACGAUCUCAAAACUACGCGGGAAGAGAUGGUCAUGAGAAAACUUUGAGCUUGCUGGAAUCACAGAAUACUUGCUGAUGUCUGAAAUAUAAGUUUGUUUUCAUUGUUGAAUUUGUCUAUUUGCCUUCAUAGACAGUCCCAAUUGGAAAAACUGAAUUCAGUAGGUGGUGUGGUGUGUCUGUCUUGGUGAUAUAUACAACUCCUUUUUGACAUUAAUUUAAUUAAGUUUAAACCCUAA
Molecule: messenger RNA, 1393 nt
Organism: Corylus avellana
Lineage: Eukaryota; Viridiplantae; Streptophyta; Magnoliopsida; Fagales; Betulaceae
Product: Haloacid dehalogenase-like hydrolase (HAD) superfamily protein
Molecular function (GO): hydrolase activity
Source: RefSeq, a predicted model, not a curated record